CCCUCUCUCUUCCCCCCCCCCGUUCGCUUCUGUCGCUUCUCGUAGCUGACCUGUCCAGCUGCGCCGCGGGGGCCGGAGGGGCAAGCAGCUGCAGCCGCCAUGAAGAUCGUACUGAAAACGCUGCAGCAGCAGACCUUCCGAAUCGACAUCGACGUCGAGGAGACGGUGAAGGCACUGAAAGAGAAGAUUGAAUUAGAAAAGGGGAAAGAUGCUUUUCCAGUGGCUGGCCAAAAACUAAUUUAUGGAGGUAAAAUUCUUGAUGAUGACACUGCUCUUAAAGAAUACAAAAUAGAUGAGAAGAGCUUUGUGGUGGUUAUGGUGACAAAACCCAAAGCAGCAACUGGGGUGACUGGGCAGUUGAGUGCUACGGCUGAUGCUUGUGUGGCAACCGAAAUGCCCAUACCAGUCACUGCACUGAUACCUGCUGCUGCCUCCGUACUGGCUCCUGUCUCUCCUCCACUACCAUAUACAGUUGCUUCUGAAUCUGCACUUGUGAGUGCUCCUGAAGAAGAGCAGCCAGAAGGAAAACCACCUGAGGUGCCAGCUGCUGCCAACCCACUGCUAACUGAAAGUACAACAGGUGAUACAUCUCGAUCAAAUCUUUUUGAGGAUGCUAUAAGUGCACUUGUGACAGGUCAGUCCUAUGAGAAUAUGGUGACUGAGAUGAUGUUAAUGGGCUAUGAACAAGACGAAGUAAUUACGGCGCUGAGGGCCAGCUUCAACAAUCCUGACAGAGCAGUGGAAUACCUUUUAAUGGGUAUACCUGGAGAUGAUCAGGCUGUGACUGAACCCCCUCAAGCAGCAAGUUUUGGUGCCUCUGAGAGUUCAGUGGAAGUACCAGUAGAAACUACACUUACAGCUAGUUCAUUAAGAGGACAUCCACUUGAGUUUUUACGAAAUCAGCCUCAGUUCCAGCAGAUGAGACAAAUUAUUCAGCAAAAUCCUUCUCUGUUACCACCAUUGCUACAGCAGAUUGGACGGGAAAACCCUCAACUACUACAGCAAAUAAGUCAAUAUCAGGAGCAAUUUGUUCUUAUGUUGAAUGAGCCAUUUGUAGAGUCCUACCAAGGUUCAGGUGACACUGAUGAUGGUCCCAUCAUUGGAGCAGAAGGUGGAAGUGAUCAUACGAGCUACAUUCAAGUAACACCUCAGGAAAAAGAAGCUAUAGAAAGGUUAAAGGCAUUGGGAUUUCCUGAAGGACUUGUGAUACAGGCGUAUUUUGCUUGUGACAAGAAUGAAAACUUGGCUGCCAACUUUCUUCUACAACAGAAUUUUGAUGAAGAUUGAGAGACUCUUUUCGGUUUUGGGUUUUUUUGGUUUUGUUUUUUUUUCCCCCACACCUUGCACCAGUGCAUUACACUAACUUUGUUCACUGGGUUGUUUGGGAUAUUUGGGCUUAUAUUCAUAACACUUGGUGUAUGGUAUAUGGAGGGCGUGGGUGGAGAAGAGAAUGUAAGAAACAAAGCAAAGCAAUCCAGCAAGUAUGUCUGUUUAAAAUUAUCACACAGUGUAAAAUAAAACGCAACCAAAAAUCA
Messenger RNA from Falco peregrinus (peregrine falcon), 1535 nucleotides. It is a transcript of the gene RAD23B, whose product is annotated as RAD23 homolog B, nucleotide excision repair protein. The transcript is spliced from 10 exons. The record is from RefSeq and is a predicted model, not a curated record. Gene Ontology annotation, cellular component: cytosol; nucleoplasm. Bases 100 to 1287 code for a protein of 395 amino acids. Gene Ontology annotation, molecular function: damaged DNA binding; ubiquitin binding; proteasome binding. Lineage: Eukaryota; Metazoa; Chordata; Aves; Falconiformes; Falconidae. Gene Ontology annotation, biological process: proteasome-mediated ubiquitin-dependent protein catabolic process; nucleotide-excision repair.